CAGAGCAACGAGCCACCCUCCCGGCAGGUCUCUUCAAACUGACAGGUGCUGGUUUUGGAGCAGUUGGAAAAGAAACACGGCCUCUUCCUCAACCUUCGAGCCAACUUGCCCCAAAAGCCGUCCGCUCCGGUCCGUCGUGAUGACGCAGCUGCAGUUUAAAGACUCCUUCUGGUGCAAGGAAUUCACCGUUCACACCGGGUACGAUGCGCUUCUCCAACGAUUACUCGAUGGGCGAAAGAUGUGUAAAGACGUGGAGGACUUAAUCAAACAGAGGGUGCAGGCCGAAGAACGAUACGGGAAAGAGCUGGUCCAGAUCGCUCGGAAGAUGGGAGGCCAAACGGAAAUCAACACUUUGAAAGCUUCCUUUGACGUCCUGAAGCAUCAAAUGGAAAAUGUUGGAAACUCUCACAUCCAGCUGGCUACUGUGCUGAGAGACGAACUGAAAAGUCUAGAAGAGUUCAGAGAGAGACAGAAGGAGCAACGGAAAAAGUACGAAAGCACCAUGGAGAAAACACACAAAAACAAGAUUUCGCUGUACAAGAAAACGAUGGAGUCCAAGAAGACGUAUGAGCAGAAGUGUAAAGAAGCGGACGAGGCUGAGCUUGCCUUUGAACGGAUCAGUACCAUGGGGAACCAGAAGCAGAUAGAAAAGAGCCAGGUGAAAGCAAAGCAGUGCAAAGAAGCGGCGAACGAAGCAGAACGAGUGUACAAACAGAACAUAGAAACGCUGGAUGCGGCCAGGAUUUCGUGGGAGCAAGAGCAUAUCAGCACGUGUGACGCUUUCCAGCUGCAGGAAUGUGACCGGAUUACAGUCUUGAGGAAUUCCUUGUGGGUUCAUUGCAACCAGCUUUCUGUGCAGUGCGUGAAGGAUGACGAGCUAUAUGAAGAGGUUCGGCUGAGCUUAGAGAACUGCAGCGUGGAAUCAGAUAUGGAUUGCUUCGUCCGGAACAAGAUGACGGGAGCGGAGCCGCCGGUCGCGAUCGGGUAUGAGAGCUACGAGAACAGAGGAACUUCCAUGAAGAACGGCACCAGCCCAAACCCGACAUGUGGAAUGAUGAAAAAAUUUUCCGGCUUGCUCCACGGAAACAACCGCAACACCACGGACGCUAUUAUACCCACAGCUCCCCCGGCAGGCAAAGUGGACGGCGUCUACGCAGCCAUCCACGUGGACAAGGAAGAGGCGAUCCUGCCCACGGAGUACAGAGUGCUCUACGAUUACACAGCCCAGAAUUCAGACGAGCUGGAUAUCCAAGCAGGCGACACGGUCACGGUCAUCGAAGCUGGCGAGGACGGCUGGUGGACGGUGGAGCAGAACGGAGAGCAGGGUUUUGUGCCGGGGUCCUACCUGGAGAAAGUUUGAUGCGAGGGGCGUCCCUCACCAACCGGAAAACCCCUAUCUGGACAUCCUUCCUGUUUGCACUGACGGCUGCCAGAUUUGUACAGCUGCCGAAUCAAGUACCUGGCGUGUUGAUUUACAGGGUUUAGACAUUCAGACAGCUGAUCUACCCACUGGAAUGAAUCUUUGGACUUUCCAAGGACAUCUUCAAGAGAACUAUCCUUGGCCGAUGGGACCUCCGGGAUCCGAUUUAGGCGCACGUUCCAAUUCCCAGCUGUUUGCGGCCGAAUGUUCUUUCGAGGGAAUGAAAUGUUUAACUCGGGCUGCUACAAGAUACUGCCCCGUUCUUUGUGGGGCUCAGCUGCUGGGGAUUUGAACGCGAGAAGCAGGUGGGAGACUCAAAAAGAGACGAGCGGUCUGUUUCCUUGCCAAGGGCUUCACCGGAAUCGCUCGUCAAUGCUUUGAACUUGGAAGGGCCAGUCGCCAUGUUACGUAAAGGCCGGCGGAAUAAAACGCAUGGGGACCAAAGACUGUGGAAAUUACUGGAGCGCCGGACAUGUCUGGAGUGCCUUUUUUGACCGUUCCAGCGGACCGCUUCAGGAAAAUCCCAACACGCUGGAAACGAAGCUGGAAUUGCAAUGUAGCAGCAAUGCAUGUGAAUCUACCCAAGUUCUCCAAAGGGACUGGAUGAUCUCAGCGUGGAGAGCCACCCUGGCGUAGUGGUUAAGAGCAGGUGCACUCUUAUCUGGAAAACCGGGUUUGAUUCCCCGCUCUGCCACUUGAGCUGUGGAGGCUUGUCUGGGG
Messenger RNA from Sphaerodactylus townsendi, 2140 nucleotides. It is a transcript of the gene PSTPIP1, whose product is annotated as proline-serine-threonine phosphatase interacting protein 1. Gene Ontology annotation, molecular function: actin filament binding. The transcript has 15 exons. The coding region runs from base 140 to 1360 and encodes 406 amino acids. NCBI's taxonomy places the organism in Eukaryota, Metazoa, Chordata, Lepidosauria, Squamata, Sphaerodactylidae. Gene Ontology annotation, biological process: actin filament polymerization. The record is from RefSeq and is a predicted model, not a curated record. Gene Ontology annotation, cellular component: cytoplasm; actin filament; plasma membrane.